AUGGCCACCAGUGGGAACAGUCCAUGGAUCCCGAAUCGGCUCCUCUCAUGCUACGAUGGCAAAAUAAAUUGCACAUAUUCUGAUGGCACGGUGGAAGCAAACCCUGACGUGGCUGGGAUCGGAGUCUUGGUGGCAUUCCUUACGACUUCAAUCAUCACUUUCGUUGCUAUCGUUGUUGGUUAUUUUACGUUCUCGAUCGACAAAAAUCUAUACAAUGGUUUCGACAUGGCUACCAUACUUGCUCUCCGUCGUUUCCUGAGGAUGGGCGAUGGGUCCAACAUCUCGACAGCUACGAUGGAAAAUCGGAAUAGAGUGCUCACUGGAUUCAUUCUGACUCUCAGCGACCAACAGCUCGUCACGGGCUUGGCCAUUCUAAUCACGGGAUACUCACAACGAUGCGAGAUUUCAGGGUACCACUUUGUUAUUAUUGCGAACCUAGCUUGGUUUUCUUCGACAACCCAUCUCUCAACCUUGGCCAUUCUACGCUAUUACCUCAUAAACCAUCCCGUGUUGAAGGUCUGGCGCAUGAUAGGUAUGAUAUGCCUACUCGGAAUGCUAUUUCACGCCCAGUUAUACACCCAAUGGUACACUAUCUUUUCCUUGCCAAUUCAGUGCACCUUUACUGUGGGGUUGCCGUAUCUUAGCAGUGCCGCCGAAGACGGACGUUAUUCGUUCUUCAAUGCAUCUAUAUGGUCUACGAUCUUAAUAUUCCUCAUCUUUACAUACGGAAACAGUUUCAUCCGCCUUCUUGCAGCGCCACCAUCAACAUCUGUUCUUACAUUGGUAGACGUAAGUAUCAGAAAGGCUUGUGGACUGAGAAGUAGCGGCUCCGUGCCAACGACGUUAACCAAUAACAACACAACUCCCAGUGGCCACAACGCUGUGGCUGGUAAUCCCCGACGCCCAAACAGGCUCCAAGGAUUUGCGGCCGACAUCAAGAAAACCUUUUUCUCAACUUAUGCACUAUGGAAUCUGUUCACGGAAUCCUUCAUGUGGGAAAUUGAGUGGAUGAUUUUUGGUAACGUAUUUGGGAUAACGCAAGUGUAUGUUGCUCGGUGGGGUUGGAAUCCUGAUGCUGGGGAUGUCAACAUUGGCUUGACCUAUUCUGUAAUCGGAAGUGAGACAGAAAUGACGUUUGGUCAACUGGUUGCGAUUCUCUUGUUGGCAUUGCCUCUCAUAAGUGCAGCAGAGUCAUAUUACGGCAAGCGACCGAUGAGUGAUCAAGAAUCCAUGUUCAAUGACUAA
Molecule: messenger RNA, 1245 nt
Organism: Fonsecaea pedrosoi CBS 271.37
Lineage: Eukaryota; Fungi; Ascomycota; Eurotiomycetes; Chaetothyriales; Herpotrichiellaceae
Exons: 2
Coding region: 1-1245 (414 amino acids)
Source: RefSeq, a predicted model, not a curated record